Molecule: messenger RNA, 1136 nt
Organism: Micropterus dolomieu (smallmouth bass)
Lineage: Eukaryota; Metazoa; Chordata; Actinopteri; Centrarchiformes; Centrarchidae
Gene: elovl6
Product: ELOVL fatty acid elongase 6
Exons: 4
Coding region: 177-986 (269 amino acids)
Biological process (GO): sphingolipid biosynthetic process; fatty acid elongation, monounsaturated fatty acid; very long-chain fatty acid biosynthetic process
Cellular component (GO): endoplasmic reticulum; endoplasmic reticulum membrane
Molecular function (GO): fatty acid elongase activity
Source: RefSeq, a predicted model, not a curated record
CAGCCGGUAGAGGACGAAGGUGCCGCGACUGCCGAGCUGCCCGCGCACAACCGCGAGGUUCUGACAGCAGCACGAGCAAUGCGAGUCAAGAGUUGCGGGGAAACAGACUAAAUAGCAACACCUCGAGUCGUGUAUCGUCUUGUUUCAACAGUGGUUUGAACAGAAACACAGCGAGCAUGUCGGUGCUAGCUCUGCAAGAGUACGAAUUCGAGAGACAGUUCAACGAGGACGAAGCCAUCCGAUGGAUGCAGGAGAACUGGAAGAAGUCCUUUCUCUUUUCUGCACUCUACGCUGCCUUUAUCCUCGGCGGCCGCCAUGUCAUGAAACAGAGGGAGAAGUUUGAGCUGAGGAAACCGCUGGUGCUAUGGUCACUCACGCUUGCUGUGUUCAGUAUAUUUGGUGCCAUCCGUACUGGGAGUUACAUGACGUACAUCCUGAUGACGAAAGGGCUUAAACAGUCAGUAUGUGACCAGAGCUUUUACAAUGGGCCUGUCAGCAAGUUCUGGGCAUACGCCUUUGUACUUAGUAAAGCACCAGAACUGGGUGACACUCUCUUCAUCGUCCUGAGGAAACAGAAGCUCAUCUUCCUCCACUGGUACCACCACAUCACCGUGCUGCUGUACUCCUGGUACUCCUACAAAGACAUGGUGGCCGGUGGCGGAUGGUUCAUGACCAUGAACUACUUGGUCCACGCCGUCAUGUACUCUUACUAUGCCUUGCGGGCGGCCGGCUUCAAGGUGUCACGCAAAUUCGCCAUGUUCAUCACACUGACCCAGAUCACCCAGAUGCUGAUGGGCUGUGUGGUCAACUACCUGGUGUACUCGUGGAUGCAGCAGGGCCAAGAGUGUCCAUCACACAUGCAGAACAUUGUGUGGUCAUCCCUCAUGUACCUCAGCUACUUUGUGCUCUUUGUCCAGUUCUUCGUCGAGGCCUACAUUGGCAAGUCCAAAUCAACUGCCUCGGCUGUCACAAAAAAGAAGGAGUAAACGAAUGCCAAAAGUAUGGGAAGAAGGGAGAUGAUGAAGAAAAAAUGUUCGGAGAGCAGGGACCAGUGACUUGAGAGAAUCUGUUAGGGUUUUGUAAGGGUUUUGGGAAUCAAAGAUGGAUGAUAGAGAGGUUGCAUUGAGGCUGGCGGA